AUGACUUCUACUCCAAGAUCGUCUAUGCCCGAGCAGGAGGUCAGAAUAUUUAAGGAAGUCCACGAUCAUUACGGUAAGCAGGUGCUGCAGAACGUUAGACGCUGGGAGUGGGCAGUCAUUCAUGAAGCAGUAACACGCGAACAGCUCUUCUUCCUGCAUAGUUGCGUGCGAAAUGAUGUCUUUCCUAAAAGCGUUCACUACAAGCCACCAAUCCCUACAGAUAGGGCCAAAGAUCUGGCCUACAAAUUAUCCGUUCAGAUGCGCAAAGAGCUCAUAACUGACGCCCACCAUAGGCUGGAAAAGUACGCUUUUGAGAUAAGCAAAUGGAGAGCAAUCUGUGAAGGACAAAUGGAAACCAGCUGGAUUGAGCGUGUUAAAACUGCCAUUCAGUACACAGCAGAUGCUAAAAGGCAGGUGAAGAGGGAUUACCUCAAUCAGAAAUUACAGCGAUUAAGGAGUCCCCGCAAAGAGAAUCAGGAAAAUUUGAUCGACAGACUCUCCCAAAUGACGAUCACGAGAAACAGACGCAUUCUCGGCGAUGCUGGCCAGCUUCAUGGGGAUCUUGGGCCAUCAUUCGUCGCCUUCGGUGAAGACAAGCUCGACUUUCCCAGUUUUAAUGCUGCCUUUGGCUUCGAGUUUCAGAAUUCUGGACUUUACGAUGACUACUUAUAG
This is a messenger RNA of Hydatigera taeniaeformis, 672 nucleotides long. The record is from the annotation of a GenBank genome assembly. Lineage: Eukaryota; Metazoa; Platyhelminthes; Cestoda; Cyclophyllidea; Taeniidae.